AUGGGAUUCUUCCAAUACUUACUGAGAACUAGUACACCACCUUCUAUUCUUAGCCGCAGAGAGCCCUCGUCACUAAUUUAUGGCCAAAAACAAAAUUUGGAUUCGGGUGCUCUUGCCGAGGAAGAAUGGAAUGAUUCUUGCCACUUUUUAUUCCCUUAUGCCGAUGCUGACUCUGAUCGCCUUGAAUACUAUCCUUUCCUUUCCUUAGGAAUAGCAGGAAAGAUCAGAUCCAUGAAGACUAUGGGUCAGGGGUCAGGAUAUUUAGUUAAACCCGCCCCAGUCUUUAACCUGGGAAUAAAAUAUUUAAAAAAGAUCCUCCCGGAAAAGCUUGAACGUGUCGAGCAGAAGUCUUUCCAAAGCCAACAAUUCAAGGAAUUGGAUUUCUUUCAUGCCUUACUUUCAAAGGUUGGGUUCUCUCUGGGCGGUCGAGCCCUAUCCUUUGCUCUAAGAGGGUUGGGCUGCUCAGCAGGGCUUGCCUUGACUGUAGACUUUACUUUACAAGCGCUGCUCACAUACCAAAACCAUAUGAUGCCUCUCGGCGAGGGGACAUCAGGCUCUGAGUCUCCGGCAUCUCAGUCGGACUCCCCAUGCCUCCUCGGAAACGGAUUCAGACGGAUCUCCACCACAAUCCGUCUCGUCCCCUGGGAGCGUCACCGCUGCGGAGGUAGAAAGUCACACGCGGGAUGA
Messenger RNA from Vicia faba (fava bean), 687 nucleotides. The record is from the annotation of a GenBank genome assembly. Lineage: Eukaryota; Viridiplantae; Streptophyta; Magnoliopsida; Fabales; Fabaceae.